Molecule: messenger RNA, 1725 nt
Organism: Dreissena polymorpha
Lineage: Eukaryota; Metazoa; Mollusca; Bivalvia; Myida; Dreissenidae
Exons: 6
Coding region: 105-1388 (427 amino acids)
Biological process (GO): protein phosphorylation
Molecular function (GO): ATP binding; protein kinase activity
Source: RefSeq, a predicted model, not a curated record
GAUAUCAUUUGACGUCGUUACUUAGACAGCGUCUGGGGCGCCAUUAUUUCACACAAACAAUACAAAUGCCUUGUUUUUAAUCAAAUUAAGCAAAAUGUACCAAAAUGAGUUGUGAGCCCGACUUAAAGCGUCGUAAAAUGGAAACUCACGUCAGCGGCGAUGAUAAUGUACAAGACGUGAGCCUUAACGGUGUAUUGGCAUCCAAGACACUUCACUGCCGGUCUGCCACUGCGUCCGCCAGCGGGGACUUUGGGGACACCACGCACCAGUGUCUGGCCCUGGUCGCCGGCGAUACCUCUGAGCACGAGGGCGAGACAGAGCGCCACAUCGAUGUGUACCAGCAGUCGUGCGAGUUCGGGGAUUCCUGGACUCAAACGUACCAGCUGCCGUUGAGCAAAUGUCCACAGCGGCCAAUCCGAACUGGAAACCAGUACUAUGAUGGAAUAAUUCCAGAAUUGGAAGCGGUCGGUUUUAAACCGCUGCAGAUCGUAGCUAAAGGCAAGUCUGGCACAAUCGUCUUGGCACAAGACCUCAGCAAGAUGCAGAAUUACCAAGAUUGUGAGACAACUCCGGUCGCAGUUAAGCUCAGCACCGGCAAGCCACGGCGAAAUGUUAACCGGCUGGGUGUGAAGGCUGAAAUGUAUGAGGAGAUCUCGACACAUCGCGAGCUGCACCACCCGAACAUCGUAUCAUGGCUGGCCAAGAUUGACUACAAGGGCCGCGUAGCGAGCGUCAUGGAAUACUGCCCCUGUGGAAACAUGGAGGAGAUGCUCAAAUAUCAGCCUGGCCGAUUUCUCAUGGAGGACGUCGCUCGCCGCUACUUCCGACAGAUCCACGCCGCCGUCGAGUACAUCCAUCUCCAGGGUUAUGCGCACAGAGACAUCUGUCUCCAGAAUGUUCUUCUCAGCCAAGACAACGUCGUGAAACUGAGUGACUUCGGCAGUGCCGUCAAGUUUAUGGUGUCAUGUGAUCCACUAGUAGAGGACGAGUGUGGAUCAUUGGGCUACCAGGCCCCGGAAGUGCUCAGUAAGACCCCGUACAACCCAAAAGUGGCAGACAUCUGGUCCCUAGGGGCCACCCUGUACGCCAUGUGUACCGGCAGUCUGCCCCUCGGAACUAUCAGAAGUGACGUCAUUGAGAACUCCUCCAAGGAGAUCAAGUUCCCUUCGCCCCGAGUGAUGACCUUCAGUCGCCAGUUCAUGGAGCUCGUGCGGGGCCAUCUGGCCAUACCCAGCGUCAGGUACACGCUCAAUCGUAUCGCCCACAGCGACUGGGUCGUCAAGAGCGACAACUCCGUGCAAAUAGGCCACUUCUACAAGGUGCGACAACCGCACAAGACUGGCGAGGGGGCGCUCGAGCGAGAUAUCAAGAUCAAACUGCAGAUCUAAUAUAAUCAUACUUAGUGUGUGUUCUUAUCUAAAAAUAUUCUACAAUUUUACCCACAUUUAUUACUGAAAAGUCCCUUUAUAUUUAAUUCAUUAGCUUCUUACUUUAUCCGUUCCAAUGGUAUCUUUAAUGUUUGUUGAAUUGUUAAAACAUUUUUGUGUAUUCGGUUUAAUAUAUAUUUUUUAUAUUUAAAUUGCUAUUGAAUUUGAAAUUUUAAUACAAUAUCAUAUCAUUAAAUGCAAGGUUCAUAAGUUUGCAACACAGUUUGAUAUUUAACAUUUCGUGGUUUUUAAGUUGUAUGCGCCAUAAAAUAAGAUUAUUAAACUACCGGUAACCAUG